GAUGAGUCUAACAAUACCAUACAAUACAUGCCAUCAUUAUUAUUAUCGCUGAUUAUGUUGUAUACAAAAGCGAUAGACAAUUGUUUUGCGGAACAUAUGAUUGAUAGUAAAUAUACUAAUAAUGAAAACUAAUUGUUUUUUCUGUCUCUUUUGCAAACCCGUUCCAACUCGUGGCCAUCACUUAUCACAUGUCUGUCCUCCCGGUGCUCACAUACACACCACUAAUAACCACUGAAAUAGGCUGGUAAUGGCAAAUUCAACCGGGCCAAACUGAUGAACAUCGGUUUCCUGGAGGCCAUGAAACAGUACGACUACCAGUGCUUUAUUUUCCACGACGUGGACCUCAUUCCCGAAGACGACCGCAAUCUGUACACCUGUCCCGAUCAGCCCCGACACAUGUCGGUCGCCAUCGAUAAGUUCAGCUACAGAUUGCCGUACAAAGACCUGUUUGGCGGUGUGAGCGCACUGACCACCGAGCAGUUCAAGAAAAUCAACGGCUUUUCCAACGAGUUCUGGGGCUGGGGUGGAGAAGACGAUGAUAUGUACGUUUGUUUUCAAUGC
Molecule: messenger RNA, 561 nt
Organism: Medioppia subpectinata
Lineage: Eukaryota; Metazoa; Arthropoda; Arachnida; Sarcoptiformes; Oppiidae
Source: the annotation of a GenBank genome assembly